Hypomesus transpacificus is the source of this 1071-nucleotide messenger RNA. It is a transcript of the gene enkur, whose product is annotated as enkurin, TRPC channel interacting protein. Lineage: Eukaryota; Metazoa; Chordata; Actinopteri; Osmeriformes; Osmeridae. Gene Ontology annotation, cellular component: acrosomal vesicle. The transcript has 5 exons. The coding region runs from base 115 to 894 and encodes 259 amino acids. Gene Ontology annotation, molecular function: calmodulin binding. The record is from RefSeq and is a predicted model, not a curated record.
AUUCCAGCAGCCAUCGCAUUUUUUGUCAUUCGAAAGUAGACCUAGCUAGCUGUAGCUACAUAGUUAGCUAGCUAACCAGCGAGCUAGUUUCGUGUGUUUUUUCUUUGUAUCAAAAUGUCAACAACAAUGUAUCCACCAGAAAGCAUAUACAACCUCAUUCCAAGGGAGGAGGUGAAAAUAGAGAAGCAACCAAGAUAUAUGUCAAUGUUUAGGUCACAAGUUAAGCAGGAGAGGAUGCAGAAUAAGACUACCAACAAGACCAUGGGACCAGCUAAAGUAGACGUGCCAUCUCCAGAGAAAUACCUACUUAAGCACUCAAAGGAACCCAAACUCCCUGAGACGCAACGUUUGACCAAUAAGGGUACCACGAUUGUGAGGAAACCACGGAUACCUACCAAGUCUGAGCAACCACUUAUGGGCAUUCACACCAAAAAGGACUUUAUAAAAACAAAUGCCAAUGAGAGCAUCAUGUCAGUGCCUAGGAAACCCCAGCCCAUUUACGCCGACACCAAAAGCGGAGACAAGCAGCUUCUGGAGAAUUCGGGCCUUGUCCCAAAGUACAUCAAGAAGAAGGACUAUGGAGAGACCCCCGAGUACCUUCUGCAGCGCAGGGAGGAGGUGAAGAGGGCUCAGGAGGAGUAUGACAACUAUGUGAAGGAGCGAAUGAAGCAGGGAGCUAUGAAGCAGCUCUCUGAUGAUGAGAGGCAGACUAUCCUUCGGGGUUUGAAGAAGAACUGGGAGGAGCUACACCAUCAGUACCAGGGACUCUCGGUUGUCACAGACACCACCCCCAAGAAGUACCGCAAGGAGCGCCUAGAGCUGGAGAUGAAACAGCUGGAGAGAGACAUAGACAUGAUUGAGAGAUACAAGACUAUCUACAUCGCCAACAAUUAAGAACUUUCUUUUCCUGCCACUCUUAUUUGACAAGCUCGACCUAUGUCAGUAGACUUUAAAUAGAAGAAAACAAAUCCUCAGCGAGGCCUGGAUGUGAAAAUGUAAUUUUAUCUCUUUCCAAACCCAUCUUCGUUUGUGGUACAGUACCAGAAAAAUAAACUUGAAAUUAUCCAUUGC